AUGUUAAUAAAAAUUGGACGAUUAGAUACAACAUUUCAACAAUCUAACCAAAGAUCAAUAACCAAAGGAAAAUAUCAUCAACAUCCACAAACGGCUAAAAAUUUUCUUAAUGAAUUUGCAAGAUUCUAUAAUGUUGGUAUUGUUUACAGUGAUGCCAAUAUACAACCACAAGCUGAAUGUUUACCGGAAUUACAAACAAUACAAUUGAUUACAACUGCCGUAGGUAAUAAUCAUGAUUUAUAUUAUCCACAUUGUAUACGUUUACCACGUUGUAGUGGUUGUUGUCCAUCACAACGAUUAAUUUGUCGUCCAAAAUCAAUAAUCAAUCGAAAUAUAUCAAUAAUACAUAUAAAAUAUUCAAAUGAACAAAGAAAAUAUCGUUUUAAUAGUAUUAAAAAUAUUUCAAUUGAAUAUCAUCAAAAAUGUGGUUGUGAAUGUAUACAAAAAUCAAAUGAUUGUCAAUAUGGACAAAUUUAUCUUGAAAAUGAAUGUCGUUGUGUUUGUUCAUUAAAUGAUCGUUUAAAAUGUUUAAGAAAAAAUCAAUCAAACAAUAAUUCAAAUAAAAAAAUAUUACCAACAUUUCAUCAAUGGAAUGAAAUUAAUUGUCAAUGUCAAUGUAGAUUACCAUUACCAACAACAACAACAUUAACAAAUCAAACAAAUUCAAUAUCAUUACAUCAAAAUUGUCCAUUAGGUUUACAUUUUAAUUAUGUAAGCUGUAGAUGCGAACAAAUCGAUAUUAGAAAAUUGAAAAAAUCUAAUUCAAUCAAUUCCUAUUCCAAUUCUACUUUGUCUUCUUCUUCGUCUUCGUCUGCAUCAAAAUUGUCAUUGUUAUCAACAUGGAUAAAUCGAUCCAUUACCAAUCAUCAUAAUAAUCGUCGAUCGAAUGGUGUACAAUAA
This is a messenger RNA of Dermatophagoides pteronyssinus (European house dust mite), 900 nucleotides long. It is a transcript of the gene Pvf1, whose product is annotated as PDGF- and VEGF-related factor 1. Lineage: Eukaryota; Metazoa; Arthropoda; Arachnida; Sarcoptiformes; Pyroglyphidae. Gene Ontology annotation, biological process: positive regulation of protein autophosphorylation; positive regulation of cell population proliferation. The record is from RefSeq and is a predicted model, not a curated record. Gene Ontology annotation, molecular function: growth factor receptor binding; growth factor activity. Gene Ontology annotation, cellular component: membrane.